Messenger RNA from Aphanomyces astaci, 447 nucleotides. RefSeq lists its product as hypothetical. NCBI's taxonomy places the organism in Eukaryota, Oomycota, Saprolegniomycetes, Saprolegniales, Verrucalvaceae. The record is from RefSeq and is a predicted model, not a curated record. Bases 1 to 447 code for a protein of 148 amino acids. The transcript has 2 exons.
AUGGUUGGAUGGCAAGUUCAUCACCUGGCGAUUUACACAACUCGUUCCGGCCGCACGGUCGUCGCGGAACCGCCCGCAGGCACAAUGGAGCUGCGACCUGUUAACGUGACGCGCACUGUGUACAAGACGAUGCUCAUCGACAACGUCAUAUCUGCAAUCAAGGCGCGACGCAGACAUCGACAAGGCGUGAAUGUCAGAUUGUUGGGCGAUGAAGGUGAAGUACCAACCGCCAAACUCGCCGGCCUUGAACGUGUUGGAUAUUGGUUUCUUCUGCGCCAUCCAACGCUUCAACAGACGCACCACUCGAACAUCUACGAAAACAUCGUGAAUUCAACGAACAACGCGUGGAAUGACGUGGCCCCUUGGUCGUUGGAACACAACUUUCAACCGUGCUUGCGUGAAGUCAACGUCUGCUCCGGCGAGAACUCUGGCACUAGUAAAGAUUAG